This is a messenger RNA of Leptopilina heterotoma, 958 nucleotides long. RefSeq lists its product as uncharacterized. Lineage: Eukaryota; Metazoa; Arthropoda; Insecta; Hymenoptera; Figitidae. The record is from RefSeq and is a predicted model, not a curated record. Bases 103 to 924 code for a protein of 273 amino acids. The transcript has 5 exons.
UAAUGUGUACAUUGAAAUGUUUCUUUCUUAAAAAACAAAAUAUAGUUCUGAAAAAUCUUUUACUUUGUGAAUAUUUAAAUUUGCUGUUAAGUAAAAUUGAGAAUGAAUCAUUUUUUUUGUCGGAUUCUUCUUUUGUUUGCGACCAGCACUUUUGUUGUUAUGGCUGAGAUGAGACUAGAAUAUGUUGCCUCUAACAAAGAGACAAUGGAAAACUUGUUGUACAUUUUUUUCAAAGUUAUUCCUUCAAUAAUUAAUGACAAUGAAAUUAAUUUUAACAUUGUUGAUAUCAAUAAUAAAUUUAAUGAUAUCGAAAAAGAUGCACGAACUAUGAAUAUAAAUGAUGAUAUAUAUUUAAAGCCAUUAAUGGAUCGUCUUAAUGAAGUAAUAUCAAACAACUGUGAAGAACGUUCAAAAAUCUUAACUUUAGAAGAAUUCUAUAUUUUGCGGAACGUUACUUCUAAAGUAACAUCUAAAUUAACGGCAAAAGAUGUGGACUUAACCAAUAAUUUUACUCUCUUGCAAAUUGUCUCCAGACUGGAAAAUAAUUUACUGAAUAUCGAUCACUGUUCAGCAAACAUUAAUAAAAACAUUGCUUUUUAUGAGAAAUUAAUGCAGCAAGUUGUAAUUAAAAAUUUACAAUCAAAAAAUCAUAUUCUUAUUGAAAUGAUAAAUUCCGAUUUGGAAUAUACUAUGUUAAUAUUAGAAAUUGUGAUUAAUGAUAUGCAGGACACGAAAAUAGAAAAAUGCAAUGUAACCAAAAAAUUAAGUGAGGAAGGAAAAAGUUUUAAAAAAUUUCUAGAAAAUUGUAAAACAUUAUAUAGUGAGCCUAAUUCUUUGAAGAUUCCUUCAAUUGUGUACUUUUCAUUAGCUGGUAUACUAGCUUCUCUAGGACUACUAAGUACAUCCUUCGCAUUAAAAAAAUAGAUUUUUAAAAUGUACUUUAUUUAUAUUGAAAUUA